AUGCCAUUCGAGCCGGAUCCCGGGACCAUGAGACAGACGUCUGCGCAUAACCCAGCCAGAAGCAGUCCAAGCUUCCCACAGUCGGAACACCAUCACUACCCAGCUGGUCCUCCACGAUUGCAACAACCUCCGAUUGCCUACGUCUCUCCUACUCUUCGAACCCCGACCACACCUCAUCCGAAGGAUCCUCUCCGAUUACAGACCUCUAUCUCUAGUGCGGAGUCGGGGUCGACGCUGGGAGCGGAAUACAAGCCAUACCUACCCUAUAACCAAUACCAAUACGGGCCGAUAGCAGAGAGGGGCUUGCCUCAAGAGACGAUCAACCGAUACUCGCCCGCGGGCUCACAACACUCGGAAAGUGGUGCUAAGAGAAGCAAUCUGGGCGAACCACCGGUGAUUGAAGACAAUUCGGCCGUAUUCCGCUACAUCCAAGAAAAGUCCAUUGAAGCAGAGGAGGUUGAGACAAAGGAUGACCAUGCGCUAUGGAUUCUGAUGUGGAUGUCGUUCCUUGACCCAUUUCACUGUUUAUUCAGCUGUAUAUUCUCAAUAUUCGUCGCCCUGGUCAUCAUAGUCUUCGCCCCCCUCAAACUAUGUCGCAAAGAAUGCUCGCCCAGUAUAUCUCUCGUCCGAAUUAUUGCGCCAGUCUUCCGGAAUCACCUGCAAAUGAUCUUUGCCAAGUCUCUGGACGCUGCUCAUACCUUUGAGUUCAGUCCGGUCUGCCUAGUCCUCGUACACAUUGCGUCUCCUCUCCUCAGUGUUGGAAACGCCAUUGCGGCCUGGAUCAUGGCUGUAUUCUGGGUCUUUGCCAUCAUCAUGGGGAACCCAGAUGGAACCGAGAAACGCGAUGACGGGCGCGCCUCGGUGCUCCUGUUGAGGGAUUGGUGGGAGAAGUGUCUCCUUGUUGCUAUACGCAAAUAA
Molecule: messenger RNA, 918 nt
Organism: Fonsecaea nubica
Lineage: Eukaryota; Fungi; Ascomycota; Eurotiomycetes; Chaetothyriales; Herpotrichiellaceae
Exons: 2
Coding region: 1-918 (305 amino acids)
Source: RefSeq, a predicted model, not a curated record